Messenger RNA from Histoplasma mississippiense, 939 nucleotides. RefSeq lists its product as hypothetical. The record is from RefSeq and is a predicted model, not a curated record. The transcript is spliced from 3 exons. Gene Ontology annotation, biological process: intracellular manganese ion homeostasis. The coding region runs from base 1 to 939 and encodes 312 amino acids. Lineage: Eukaryota; Fungi; Ascomycota; Eurotiomycetes; Onygenales; Ajellomycetaceae. Gene Ontology annotation, cellular component: fungal-type vacuole membrane. Gene Ontology annotation, molecular function: manganese ion transmembrane transporter activity; iron ion transmembrane transporter activity.
AUGGCCCCGAGCAACGAUGGAGCCCAAUCGGGCUUUGAUCGCUUUUCGAAGUCCCGAUCUUCAAACCAAGACACAAGAGAGCCUCUGCUUCCCACCACAACUAGAAGAUGUGAUAGGGGAGGCGCGGUGGUCAAUGGUGGUGACCCUGAAGCGCAAAAUUGGGGCCGCUACCAGACAUUUCCCACCUGCUCGCGUAAUGCAAACGAUUCCGGGAGCGAGACUCAGUCAACGUCAUGCUCCAAAAUAAAUCCCCGAAUAAUAUCGGAUGCUAUAUUGGGCCUCUCGGAUGGCCUUACGGUGCCCUUCGCGCUGAGUGCGGGCUUGUCAGCUUUCGGCAACACCAAAGUCGUCGUCUUGGGCAGUCUGGCAGAGCUUGUUGCUGGCGCCAUUUCGAUGGGCCUGGGCGGCUAUGUGGGUGCCAAAACCGAAAUAGAGUCAUACGAAACAGCCAAACGCGAAGUACAAGAGCUUAUCUCGGCGUGCCCGUGCGAGACAACGACGAUGGUUAGAGAAGUGUUUGCGCCCUACAGUCUUCCCGAUCAUCCCGUUUCAGAGAUGAGUUCAACAUUGCACAGCUCCCCCAAACAGCUGAUGGAAUUCCUCUUGGCAUUUCACCACAAGCAACCUGAACCAGAUGCCAACCAAGCUCUUGUUUCCGCCAUCACACUUGCUCUGGGGUACUUCAUUGGAGGAUUCAUUCCGCUUAUUCCUUACAUUCUCAGCCACCAAGUCUUGACCGCGUUGAAAUAUAGCGCCGGCGUAAUGGCAGUUACACUGUUAGUGUUUGGCUAUCUCAAAACAUGCAUUGUGCGAGGCUGGAGCGGCAGAGAGAACAUCAUAGCCGGUCUCAAGGGCGGCGUUCAGAUGGUUAUGGUAGGAGGAGCAGCCGCCGGGGCAGCUGUCUUCUUGGUUCGGAUGAUUGAUAAUGGCAAAUUGUAA